Sinocyclocheilus rhinocerous is the source of this 944-nucleotide messenger RNA. RefSeq names its product neuronal pentraxin receptor-like. NCBI's taxonomy places the organism in Eukaryota, Metazoa, Chordata, Actinopteri, Cypriniformes, Cyprinidae. The transcript is spliced from 2 exons. The record is from RefSeq and is a predicted model, not a curated record. Bases 186 to 944 code for a protein of 252 amino acids.
GGCACUUGGCAACAGAAAAGGAGGAGGCGCAGCAUCAUCUGCUGCGAGCGGAGGAAAAAACAGCCGAUGCGAUCGACCUUCGUUUCAUCCAGACCUGCUUCUGAUGGUGAAAACCGGCCGUUUGUAAAUAUUAAACAUCGAUAAAACUACAUCCAGAGUUUUUUUUGUAAAUCUCAAUCGGCUAGAUGAAGUUCGUCGUGGUUUUUGUCUCCGCCGGCCUCUUGGCUUUUCUCGGCGCGGUCAUCUGCAUCAUCGCCAGCGUGUAUUCACGAUCCUCGGCCGCCGCGCCCCAGGCGCUAUCCGGCAACCGCUCACUGUCGCUCCUGGAGCCGCUGCCUGGAUCCGUAGCGCACGCCGGGCCGCUCGGAGCUCUCCAUGGUGCUGAAUCUUAUGAAGGCGGCGGAUUGGACAUCGGCCUGGAGAUGCCGUCGCUCAAUGAGCUCAGUACCGGGGACGUGACUGGGCCAAGUCCGAAACAGUUCACCCUCAAUCGACUCAUUUGUACCCCUGUGCCCAUCAGUGAUUGUAAAUCCAGGGGUUUGAGACAACAAGCCGAUGACCCGUUUGCAGAUGAGGAGGACUGGAGCCUCCGCACCACCGCUGAGGAGCUCCGGCAGAUCGUCAUGCAGCAAAACGACCAGAUCCUCAUGGACCAGAGGACCAUCACGGAGCUCACCGGGAAACUCUCGGAGUGUGAGAGCGGACUGGAGGAAAGGAGUCUGCACGAGAGGAGUAUGGGGGUUUGGGCAGGCAACCGUCGCCAUAUGGCCGGGGACGAUGUGAGCAGCUCGGUUGCAGUACAGCUGCAGACGGCGUGGGCUGUGGAGGAACUGGAGAAAGCAAUUCUUCAACUCAAAGAUCGCAUAGAGAAGUUGGAGGUUGUCUCUCACCGCCCUCUCAUCACGCGCGCGGUAGCCAUAGAAACCGGACAGAGGGGCACUUAG